ACAGCUCCGAUUAUCGCAGCCUUUCAGCGCCAAAAGAUUAUGAAUCCGAGUUUUAGGGCUUUCAUAUUUAAACAUAUUUACAUUAAGUGUUUGGGAGGUUUAGCUUUUGAAAAGCUGUAAAAAUGAAGCUAAGCAGGAGAAAAGUGCCUCUAUAUGGUGAAGCAAAGGUGUUUGCACUGCUGGAGGGCUUGGACUCGGUGCCAGAGGAUGUUGAGGUGUAUAUCGUUUUGGAUGGGUCCACGCUGGUCCAUGUAACCAGGGCUGAGAAUGAUGUCAUGCUCUGCUUCAUUGUGCCUGGACAUAACCUGCCUGAGAUGGUCUCUGUCCAGGCCUACCUGUGCUCUGAUAACAUGCCUCUCACCUGGGCUGGUGAGUCUUCAUUAGAGUAUGUGUCCGACGACGCUCAGGAGAUGGCCGAACACCUUGUUGUUCAUGGACAUUGCUUGAGCUCCACAGACCAUAAGGAGCUGAGCAGCCUCUUUGGCCUGAGUCAGGAGAGCUCUCGCUGGGCGGUGGAUCGUAGAGUCGCUCUGGCAAUGGCCAACCUGGACUUCCCCUCACAGUGGAAUGUACUGGGGACCCACAGUGGAAAUGAUUGCAGUCCCAGAGAAUCCCCCCUCCACCUGGCUGUGCGAUGGGGUCUCUAUCGGCUUGCAGAGCUGCUGCUUUGCCAACCUGGGGGGUUGAUGGCUGUCAAUCUCCCAAAUGAAGAAGGCGUCACCCCCCUGCAGCUGGCCCAGAAAGCAGGCAGCACUCAGCUCCUAAAGCUGCUUUUGGAGCCACCCAACCCUUUAGCCACACCCCCAGCUGGUCUGUCUCAGGUGUGGGUAGACCAGUCUCGCUUGCUAAGGUUUUGUCAUGACACGGGAAACCUGACGCUGACUGCCCGACAAAACCCGAGGUGGAGCGCACCGCAGAGCCGGCGCGCUCACAUCCUAAUUCUGAGACACAGACUCAGAGACAUGGACUUCCUCAAAGAGAUCAAAGCACUUAGACGGGAAAGUCCAAAGACCAUCUAUGGGAAGGAAGAACUGGUGGAUGAUCCUGAAGACAGUGAGCUGUUCUCUGGCAUUAAUGGGGAAAAAGCUGCUGAGGACAAUCUUCCUAGUUUCUAUUCUGAGGACAUCGAUGAGCCGCUGAUGUUUUGCCUGAAUGAGGAGGAUGAAGAAGACGACCCGUCACAGUCUGACUCAGAGAAAAGUCCGUCCAUAAGGGAGAGCCAAGCCUCAUCCCCAACGCUGGCUGCAGUGGCCAGACUGUCAGCAAUGAUGCACGGCCAAGACCGAGUUUACGCCAACGCCAUGCUGGUGGACCAGGUAGAUGACGCUGACAUAAGAUAUCGCCCCCCAGGGAAGGAAAAAGUUUCUCUUCCAUCCCACGCUGGCAUCUCCUGUUGGAAUUCCUUCUCUACAAGCGCUUUUGAUACAGGGAAUUGCUCUCAGAACCCUUACCCCCCAUCACCCGACGAUCAAGAGCCAAGGGACAGCCAAGCUCCUGGCCUGGACAAUCACAGGGAGCAGUCCCCUCGCAUGUCUUCCCCCUCUCCCUUUGCUUCCUCCCCGUCUUUUCCUUCCUCCCCCCUGACUUCCCUUUGUUUGUCUGAGGAAGCGCAGAGACGUCAGCUGCAGACCUACACCUCCCUCUCUCCUGGUUUGAACUGCACAGAUUGCAGUCUGUCAGAUGCAAACGUGGGCCUGAGCCCCAGUUUAGAGUGUGACAGUGGGGAUGAAGACAUACUGGGACACUCCUACCCCUGCUCAUCCAUAAAGCACAGGUCCAUCCUGCACUCCAUCUCAGGAGAGGAGAGAGGCUCCUUUGACGCCUCACCUGACUUUAACCGCUCACACUCUGACAUCACGCCCAAAACUAUCAAGAAUUCUGAGGACCCUGAAGUUCGCCUGCGCUCGUACUCCUACUCCUCCCCGAAGGCGAAGCCCUCACGACCCCUGCUCAACCGAGACAUGGCCAUCACCGACCUAGAAGAAGGUGGCACGAUCAGCAGCAGCGGCCGUUCUCUGCUUCAGGCUUUAUCACUUUCUAAAUCGCUUUCUCGUCUCAACCAAGUUAAGCAGAGAGCGUUCAGCCUGACUGAGACGCCCAGGGAAAAGAGGAUUUUGGGUUUCCGUAAGCGGGCCCAGUCAGCAGAAGAGGAGAGCAGCGCGUCGCUCCAACAUCUCACGCUCACAGAGUUCCUCAAAGAGAUCGAGGACGAGGAGUGGGACAAAUACAUAAUUCCUUCAAAAGUUGAGACGGAGAAGUAUAAAGUGAGCCGGACGUUCAGCUUUCUGAAGAAUAGGAUGUCCAGCACGCGGAACAAGACCAAGGUGAAGGGAAAAGACAUGAAGGAAGGGAAGGACAGGACGGGAGCCAUGAAUGGACACCAGUUUGUCCCUGUGUCCCAGUCGACUCCGGCGCUCUGUGCGGCCUGUGACAAGCCUGUUUCUGGGAAGGAGCUGCUUCAGUGCUCCAGCUGCUUCGUGAACGUCCAUAAAAACUGCAGGGAGUCUGUUGCGGCUUGUGGAAAGAAGCUGCAGCAGGAGAGGAAUGCAGCUUUGGUGAAGAGCAAGACUACGUCUCUCCCACACAACUCAGUCAAGGAGAACUGUCAAGCAUCCGUUUUCUCCUCGUCUUCCUCUUCCCCUUCUUCAACGUCAUCCAGAGAAAAAAGAGAAACAAUCACCCAUUUUUCCAAAAGCCUGUCCAUGUCUUUAGAUAGCAGCAGAGGACUGAGUGACGUAGCAGAGGCGGACAGUGAGUGCAGCAUGGCAGCCUUCCUGAGCAGCUCGCUGUCGGAAGAGGGGACACCCGUCACAACAACCUCCCCCUCCACUGACCUGCCAAUCAGCACCCAGGAUACAGUUGACGCUUCUGUACUGACUGAGCUGUCAGCUGAUCAGCUGGGACUUGAUGCAGAGUCGUGGAGUCUUGCUGUCAGUCCAGACUUUUGCAGGAAACUUGACAGAUUCACCAUCAAGAGACAGGAUGUUAUUUAUGAGCUCAUGCAGACAGAGCUUCACCAUAUCCAGACUCUGACGGUCAUGUCGGAGGUCUUCAGGAGGGGCAUGCUGGAGGAGCUGCAGCUGGACUUGGACUGCGUGGCGCGGAUCUUCCCGUGCUUGGACCCCCUGCUGCUGUUCCACAGAAACCUCUUUAGAACCCUGCAGGAACGUCGUCAGGUGUCAUCCCAUCAGGAGAACUCGCAGAAUUACCUCAUCCAUCAGAUUGGAGAUAUACUUCUUCAGCAGUUUUCGGAUGAGAACGCGGAGAGGAUGAAGCAGCUGUAUGGAGAGUUCUGCAGUCACCACAUGGAGGCUGUACAUGUUUUCAAAGAGCUCCAGCAGCAAAACAAAAAACUUCAAAACUUUGUCCGACAACAAAGCAAUAACUCUCUUGUCAGACGAAGAGAAGUGCCAGAAUUCAUCCUACUGGUCACACAGCGCAUCACCAAGUAUCCUGUGCUGCUGGAGAGGAUUUUACAGCACACCCAGGAGGGAAGUCAAGAACACUUGGACUUAUCAAAUGCUUUGGCCCAGAUCCGAGACAUCAUAGCUGCAGUGGACCUGACUGUCAAUAAUUAUGAGAAAUGUCAGGAACUGCAAGAAGUUCUUGCCAGGCUUGACAUCAAGAGUUUUGCCAAGCUCAAAAACGGCAAAGUUUUUCGCAAACAGGAUCUGCACAGUAAACACAGGAACCUUCAGCACAAAGGGCUGGUCUUCUGGAAAACUGCCACAGGGCGUCUAAAAGACACUUUGGCUCUCUUACUCACGGAUGUUCUGGUUUUCCUACAAGAGAAAGACCAGCGCUUUAUAUUUGCUUCUGUGGACCAAAAACCCCCUGUGAUCCCACUGCAGAAGCUCAUCGUUAGAGAGGUGGCCAAUGAGGAAAGAGGAAUGUUCCUUAUCUCUGCCUCCUCAGCGGGGCCAGAGAUGUAUGAAGUUCACACCACCACCAGAGAGGAGAGGAAUGCAUGGAUGAAGCACAUCCGGCAGGCUGUGGAGAGUUGUCCUGAGGAAGAAGAGGAGGAGGAGCGAAACACUGAGACAGAGGAAGCCAGACAUGCUGCAGAAGUGAGAAUUCAGAAAAUAAACAAGUUCCAGGAUGCCCUGUUUAGACAGGACCAGCGGAUCUGCCACAGCUUGGAGGAGAAGCUGCAGCUUUAUGCUGAGUUCGCUGAACUGACUCUUCCUUCUCCAGAGCCUUCACCACAUCGCCACCUACUGGUGCAGCCAGCACAGCUCAGCGACUGCGAGACGCCACGUCAGGCCUUGAAUCUGGUCACAGCAGCACUCAGAGAAGCGGAGAACCUUAUCAGCGUCCUUCAGACUCAAAAUGGUUUUUCAACUCAAAGUCAAAGCCCUCCUGCUGGCGGACCCGACUGCUGCAGCUACAGCAGCCAUGGCGGCAGCGUUCAGGAGUCUCCCUCUGAGCCAGAUUAUCUGAACACGCUCAGUAUGAGCUCCACCUCUCUUGGAUCCGACAGUGAGUCAGCAGGGCUGGAUAACGUGUCCUGGAGUCCAGCAUCCGAGUUCAGAAAAGGAGACAAAGGGACACUGUUAAAGGUGGCAGAGAGCGUCCAGAACAUGACUCAGCUUCUCUACAGCCUGCAGGCAGCUGUGACUUUCCAGGACAGCUGUUAUGAAGUUUAUAAGCUUCUUUUGCUGAAGGGAGAAAAAUAUCAACUUCGGAACUUCGCCUCUCUUCAAAACAACCUGGAACAGGAGAAGCAGAGGAACAUUGAUAAGAUAAAAGAAGAUAAGAAAAGUGUAGAGAGGAAGAAAGAAGAGGUGCAUGAGGUGCAGAAGCUUCACGCCAAACUGAAGCAGGAGCAGCUGCGCUGGGACAAAGAGUGUUUGGCCAGAGAGAAGCAACAGACCGAGCAGGAGAGCGUGCUGGAGCAGCGAGAGCAGCAGUGUUUCCUGGAGAUGGAGCGUCUGCGCUGCGAGCGUGAGCAGCUGGAGGCGCAGCUGCUGGAGUAUCAGCAAAACCUGGACAGACUCAAAGAGGGCCAGAGGACUGUGGAACUGGAGAGGAAGAAGAUUGAAACCCAGCAGAGGCUGCUUCAGAGCUGGAGACACAGCCGCCAAAGCAGCCUGCCAGUUACAAUACCACUGGAUGGGUACAAGAUGUGCACUCACAGCCGCACCGGUAGCCUGGAUGGUAGCUGCUCUGUGUACAAAAACGAGGUCGUCUUGCUCGCUUCUUUACAACAGAACCACCAGCCAACCAACAACAACCAGCAACAGCAUGCACUCCUGAUGCAGAAGAGGAACCAGGACGGGCCCCUGCACAGCUCCAGCUACCCCGCCAGCCUCUACAACAGCCUCAACACCCUCCUCAGCCAGGCGCACGGCAAAUCACCUCCGGAUGGCCUGACGCACAGGCCCCCCCCCGACCCCCUCCACCCGUUGAGCAGCAGGGUGUCCACGCAGACCAACAACACAGAUCUUCACCUGCAGCACGACACACAUCCUCCCAGCUCCUGGAGGUCAGAGGUCACGGGACUUUUCAAGGACGACUUCUUUUCCUCCGCAUCGCUCUCCCCCCAUCUCCAACCGCCAGCUUACCUCUCUCUUGAAGGACAAAUUGAAGAUGAAGUUGAAGAGGAGAAUGUUGUUUACCUCUGAGAUUCCUUAAGGUUUUAAAGAAAAUAUUCGUCUGUGUGCUUUUCUAUCUGCUGGAUUUGACCAUUUCAAUCCAUAAACCCUCCAGCGGGAUCAUACUAUUGUGCCUUUUUCAUUUCUUUUUUCAAAGCCAGCUCUUCUUGUGUUCUUUAACACUACUAUGGCAUCUCUCAUCGUUGUUGCACUUGUGUUAAGACAGUGGUACUCUUGUGUUUUAAACACUUAAAUUGAAAGCAUUAAUAACUAGUCAGACCAGAAGUAUUGAUGCCAAUGCUCCUUGAGCACUUAAAAAUAUAUAUUUAAAUAUAUCCGUGGCCAAAUAAGGUUUACCCAGCGGUGUAAAGAGAGUAAUUGUCCCCUUUCAUGCUUUUUAUAAAUAAUUCAAUCAGCAAAAAUAGACUUUUCCUGCCAUAGUUUUAUAAUUUUGAUAGAAAUGUUUAAUGACAGGCUACCUAUGCACACUUUACUGGAAGAGGGUCUUCUAUAUAUUCCUGUCUUUAUUUUAUCACCAAAGUGCCAAAGAUCUCGCUGUCCGAUAAUGAUUUUCUGUAAAAAUGGCUUUUCCUGAUAAGUUAUUACAUAAUGAUUGCUUCAUGCACUGCAGCUAUUAAUAAUAUUUGAACUGAUGUUAUAAUCCUGUUAUUCCUGUAAUUCUGAUAUUUUGUACAUAAAAGUGUUGUGGCUAACGUCA
Molecule: messenger RNA, 6312 nt
Organism: Oryzias latipes (Japanese medaka)
Lineage: Eukaryota; Metazoa; Chordata; Actinopteri; Beloniformes; Adrianichthyidae
Product: rho guanine nucleotide exchange factor 28
Biological process (GO): regulation of Rho protein signal transduction
Molecular function (GO): guanyl-nucleotide exchange factor activity; protein binding
Source: RefSeq, a predicted model, not a curated record